AUGGAGGAACUAAUCUGUCCUGUGAACAGCUACUACCAAAGGAUCCUUCUCCCAGCCUCCUACAGCCUCGUCUUCCUGCUGGGUUUGACGUUAAACGGCGCCCUGCUGUGGUGUCUGCGCUGCCCGACGCACCGCACCAGCGGCACGGCGGUCUACAUGACCAACCUGGCCGUGGCUGAUUUCCUCUACGUCCUGGCCCUGCCUCCGCUCAUCAUCAGCAACGCCAUGGGAGACCUGUGGCCCUUCGGUGACAUCGUCUGCAAAAUCGUCAGAUUCGUCUUUCUGGUCAACAUGCACUGCAGCAUGAUGUUUCUCACCUGCGUUAGCUUCCACCGGUUCCUUGGAGUGUGCCACCCCAUCACCGCUGUGCGCCUCAGGAGCAAAAAAAUCGCCGUCUUUGCGUCAGGGUCCGUUUGGUUUCUGGCCAACGCAGAGGUUCUACCCACACUUGUGUUUUCGCACACGGGUGUGAUCAACAACAUGACUGUGUGCUUUGAAAUGACGGACCCGGGGCAGUUUAAUGUGUAUUUUCCAUACGGGCUGUUUUUAUCGAUCGUGGGAUUUCUGGUCCCAUUCUUAGUAUCUGCCACCUGUUAUUGCUCCAUGAUCAGGACGCUCAGGGCCGCGGACUUCAUCUCCAACAUCAGGACGGCGCGUGUGCGUAAAAAGUCCCUCAUCACUCUCUUGGUCGUGUGUUUGGUGUUUGUAGUGUGUUUCGUUCCUUAUCACAUUGCGCGCACCGUCUACUUGUUUGUGAGAGUUUACACGCCCGAAAACUGUCCUCUGCUGAAUGUGGUCAUGAUCUGCUACAAAGUCUGGAAACCGGUAGUCAGUUUCAACUGCUGCGCAAAUCCUCUCCUCUACUUUUGCGGCUCUGAUCGGCACCGUCGGAAGCUCCGGGCCUGGCUGGGGAGGAGGAAGAGAAGAGUACAUCCCAGCGUGUGUCUGGUGGAUGUGGACGGCACAAAGAGGUCCGGAGGAUAG
Molecule: messenger RNA, 984 nt
Organism: Stegastes partitus (bicolor damselfish)
Lineage: Eukaryota; Metazoa; Chordata; Actinopteri; Pomacentridae
Product: P2Y purinoceptor 3-like
Exons: 1
Coding region: 1-984 (327 amino acids)
Biological process (GO): G protein-coupled receptor signaling pathway
Cellular component (GO): plasma membrane
Molecular function (GO): G protein-coupled receptor activity
Source: RefSeq, a predicted model, not a curated record